AUGAAUCUUCAUCUACUUUCAUUAGUUUUCUUCAUCAUUGUAAAGGUAACUCGUAUCAAUUCGCUCCCUCCAAACCAUUUUCAAUCUCAGGAAGCUCAAACUGAUUCUCAUGAAUCUCUUCAGCAAACUACGCAGAGUACCAAAGAUCAACCUGAACUGGUAGACAUUUUAUCAACCGAGCCUAUCGUCGAUGUAACCGAAUCUAUCCAACAGACGACAGAAGCUAUUCAAUCUGAUCCGACUGAAGCUACUACCGAAUCGAGCCAAAUAGAGGACAGCACACAUAAGCUCAAUGAUGACUUACUCACACAAACGGGAGGAACGGAAAGUAAAGAAGAAGAAAAGGAUAAUACAUGCGUCGAUAUCACAAUACCUCAUCCUCUCAUAUGUCAGCAUUCAAAGGAUUUCUGUAAAAGGAAAGGAUAUGAAAGUUUGAUGAAACAAAAAUGUCCAAAAACAUGUGGCUACUGUUCUUCAACGACCAACAUUACCAGAAAUGUCAUGGUUCCUACCGAAAAAUGCGUGGAUCUCUUACUGAAUCUGAAAGAUGGAACACCCGGCUGCUUACGUUAUAAGAAGCUCUGUAAGCAUCGCAAAGCUGGAGAAUAUGUUAGACUUCAGUGUCCUUUAACCUGUGGAUUGUGUGUUCCCAAAGAACAACAACCAAAAAGCUGCUAUGAUGAACCUUAUGUUUAUGGACGCACUACGUGUCAACAAUUAGAAUCAAGAUGUGAUCUCGAUGAAGUGAAAGCCAAAUGCCCAGACAUGUGUGGAAUGUGUCCUCAGCAGAAAGAUAUCGUAUGUAUGGAUAAGCUGAAGACUUGUGACGCUAAGAACUGUGAUCAAACCAACUUGCGCUUGUACAUGACUGACAUCUGCCCGGUAACAUGUGGUUACUGUAACGCCUCAACAGGAGAAUUCUUCUGA
Molecule: messenger RNA, 927 nt
Organism: Auanema sp. JU1783
Lineage: Eukaryota; Metazoa; Nematoda; Chromadorea; Rhabditida; Rhabditidae
Source: the annotation of a GenBank genome assembly